CGCUUUGUACCCGGAAGACUUUGUAAACAAACGGCAUUUGAGUACAAAAUAAGGAAGAGGAUGUUGUUAAAAUGUCAUGAUGAAAACCGUAAUCGUGUAAAUAAAACGGCAAAAUAUUUCAGAUAACAACAUGGAAGACGACGAGAGGACACAGCUCGGAGGAAACCCGAACUGGAUGUCCCGUUUGCCGGAGGAGCUGCUUGAUGUCCCGCUGUGGAACCUGGCUAUACCCGGGAGCCAUGACAGCAUGUCUUUCUGUCUGGACGUGUCCUCUCCUGUCCUGAGAUCAGAGCCCUGCCUCCUCAGGGUGAGUGACAGGCUGUUCCCCUGCUGGACUCGACCCUGCGUCUCCCGCUGGGCCACCACGCAGCAGUCUGUCCUCUGUGACCAGUGUGAUCUCGGUGUUCGUUUCUUGGAUCUGCGCAUCGCCACGAAGCCAAAAGGAGGCCGAACUCUGUUCUUUGCCCACGGCAUCUACACAGUGAUGACCGUGCAGGAGGCUCUGGAUGAACUGGCUACCUGGUUGGACGAUCAUCCAAAAGAGAUCGUAAUCAUUUCCUGCUCGCAUUUUGAAUCGCUGACUGAUGAAGAUCACGGUCGCCUGGUGGACUUCAUCAUCACGCUGUUCGGGAAGAAACUCUGCUCCCCACAGGACGCUCCCACUCUGCGGUCCUGUUGGUCCAGAGGUCAGCAGGUCAUUGUUUCCUAUGGUGACCAGCAGAUGGUGCUGCAGCACCCUGAGCUGUGGACUGAAAUACCCUACUGGUAUGCCGACAGCCCAGACCCGAAGAAGGUGAUCGCCUACUUGGAGGACCAGAAGAGCAGAGGAAGACCAGCUGGUUUUUACGUCAGCGGUCUGAACCUGACAGAGGACGCUCCUUACGUCCUCCUCCAUCCCUUCCAGAACAUGAGGAAGAUGACGAUGAGGGCUCUCUCGUUCCUGUUGCGCUGGGCGAGCGAGCAGCGGCCGGGCAGCGAGGAGAGCGGAGUCAACAUCCUGUGCUGCGACUUUGUGGACGCCAGUCAGUUCUGCUCACUUGUGAUUGGCCUGAACUACAAACUGCCAGGCAAAGCCGGCACAGCCGUCGCCUGACCUGUCUGCAGGAUGCUGGGAACAGAUGGGUGUUGCCAUAGCAACCGGGCUGGCAAUCUUUUUUUCUCAGAAAAAGCACAAAUGAUUAUUUUACCUCUCAAAUAUAUCUCAUGUGAUUAUGUUGCAUUUUCUAUGUUUACAUUACGCACUAAAUCAUCACAGUAUUAUUUUCAAUUUGUCCACAGUAUUCCUAUUUCUUCCUGUUGUGUUGGAAUUUUGUACAAACUUUUUUGAUUUCUUUUCCUAUUUUGGAAUAUAUGCUUUGAUACAUGAUAUAAAUACUU
Molecule: messenger RNA, 1377 nt
Organism: Chelmon rostratus (copperband butterflyfish)
Lineage: Eukaryota; Metazoa; Chordata; Actinopteri; Chaetodontiformes; Chaetodontidae
Product: PI-PLC X domain-containing protein 1-like
Exons: 7
Coding region: 131-1093 (320 amino acids)
Biological process (GO): lipid metabolic process
Molecular function (GO): phosphoric diester hydrolase activity
Source: RefSeq, a predicted model, not a curated record